GCACGACAGUGGAUUCAACAACAGAUGCAAUUGAAUUAACAACAGUCAUAGAUGUGACAGUUACAGAUUCAAUAACAGAAGAACCCAACAGUGUUGUUCUUGCCAGAGAUGAUACUCAGAUCACCAAUGACACAAUAGCUGUAACAUGGAGUAAUAUUUCAGGGGAUAUAGUAGAUCACUACACAGUGCAGUGUUCAUCUGGUGGUACACCAGAGGAUGCACGUGUACAGAAUGAUACAGUCCAUUACAGUGCUAAAUGUACUGGUUAUGAGACUGCAGGAAAGUUAGAAAACAUCUCAGUGGCAGCAGUGAGUGGAGAUCUCAACACCACCGGAUCAGAAAGUGAACCAUCAACAAUGGAGAUACAUACAAAACCAAACAGUGUUGUUCUCGCUCGAGACGAUAGGCACAUCACAAAUGAUAUAAUAGCGGUAACAUGGAGAAGUAUUGCUGGAGAUGUAGUAGAUUAUUACACAGUGCAGUGUUCACCUAGUGGAACAGCUGAAGAUUCUGGUGUUGAGUUUGUUGAUGAUACAGUCAUUUACAGUGCUAAAUGUACUGGGUAUGGGACUGCAGGAAAGUUAGAAAACAUCACAGUGACAGCAGUGAGUGGAAAUAUUAGCACCACUGGAGCAGAAAGUGAACCAUCAACAAUGAAUAUACAUACAAAACCCAAUCAAGUUAUUCUUGCUAGAAAUGAUACUCAGAUCAGCAAUGAUACAAUAGCUGUAACAUGGAGUAGUAUUGCUGGGGAUGUAGUCGAUUACUAUACAGUGCAGUGUUCACCUGGUGGUACAGCAGCAGAUUCAUGUGUACAGUAUGUAGAUGAUGCAGUCACUUACAGUGCUGAAUGUACUGGUUAUAAAACUGCAGGAAAGUUAGAAAACAUCACAGUUACUGCAGUGAGUGGUACAGCUAGUUCUAGUCAAUCUGAGAGUGAACCAUCAACAAUUGAAAUACAUACAAAACCCAAUGCUGUGAAUUUGGAAAAAGAUGAUAAUUUUAUCACAACUGAUACAAUAGCAGUUACAUGGAGUAAACCAGAAGGGAAAGUGAGUGGCUAUACUGUUGAAUGUUCAAAUAGUGGAACUGGAGAUUAUGAAGAAAUAGUCGCUGUACCUAUGAAGUACCGCGGCACAUGUAGUGGAUAUGGUAUAGCUGGAAGACUGGAAACUAUUACAGUAACUGUUGUUAGUGGGGACGUAUUAGACACUGGAACAGAAAGUGACGCAACACGAAUGGAUAUUUACCUAAAACCCAAUGCUGUGGUUCUUGAAAGCGAUGAUGAUUUUAUCGCAACUGAUACAAUAGCUGUUACAUGGAGUAAACCUGAAGGUGAAGUUAGUAGCUAUACUGUAGAAUGUUCAAAUAAUGGAACUGGAGGUUAUGAAGAAAUAGAUGGUGAAACUGGGAAGUUCCGUGGUAUAUGUAUUGGAUAUGGUACGGCUGGAAAUCUGGAAACUAUUACAGUAACUGCUGUCAGUGGUAACAUAUCAACAACUGGUACAGAAAGUGACCCAACAUCAAUCAGUCUGAAUACAAGUGAGGAUUCAACAACAGAAAGUGUGGAAACAACAGAUGUAGUUGAAUUAACAACAAUAGUUAUAGAUACAGCAAUGUUCGCAACUACAGAAGGUGAAGAUGGAACAACAGUUAGUGUUAUGGAAACAACUAAAGGCGAUGAUAAAACAACAGAAAAUCUUGUGGAAACAACAGAUGCAAUUGAACUAACAACAGUUAUCGAUAAAACAUCAUUCGUAACAACAGAAUCUCAGGAUGCAAUAACUGAAAGUGAAGAUGCAACAACAGGAAGUGUGAAAACAACAGAUGCAAUUGAAUUAACCACAAUAGUUUUAGAUACAGGAUUGUUUGCAACUACAGAAGGUGAAGAUGCCACAACAGAUAGUGUUAUGGAAACAACUAAAGGUGAUGAUGAAACAACAGAAAAUGUUGUGGAAACAACAGAUGCAAUUGAACUAACAACAGUUAUCGAUAAAACAUUAUUCGUCACAACAGAAUCCCAGGAUGCAAUAACUGAAAGUGAAGAUGCAACAACAGGAAGUGUGAAAACAACAGAUGCAAUUGAAUUAACCACAAUAGUUUUAGAUACAGCAAUGUUUGCAACUACAGAAGGUGAAGAUGCCACAACAGAUAGUGUUAUGGAAACAACUAAAGGUGAUGAUAAAACAACAGAAAAUGUUGUGGAAACAACAGAUGCAAUUGAACUAACAACAGUUAUCGAUAAAACAUUAUUCGUGACAACAGAAUCUCAGGAUGCAACAACUGAAAGUGAAGAUGCAACAACAGGAAUACCCAACAGUGUUGUUCUUGCUAGAGAUGAUACUCAGAUUACCAAUGAUACAAUAGCUGUAACAUGGAGAAGUAAUUCUGGGGAUGUAGUUGAUUACUACACAGUGCAGUGUUCAUCUGGUGGUACAACCAAGGACUCAUCUGUAUAUUAUGUUGAUGAUACAGUCAUUUACAGUGCUAAAUGUACUGGGUAUGGGACUGCAGGGAAGUUAGAAUACAUCACAGUGACAGCAGUGAGUGGAAAUAUUAGCACCACUGGAGCAGAAAGUGAACCAUCAACAAUGAAUAUACAUACAAAACCCAACAGUGUUGAUCUUGCUAGAGAUGAUAUUCAAAUCACCAAUGAUACAAUAGCUGUAACAUGGAGUAGUAACUGUGGGGAUAUAGUGGAUUACUACACAGUGCAGUGUUCAUUUAAUGGUACAGCAGAGAACUCGCCUCUACAGUAUGUAAACGAUACAGUCACUUACAGUGCUAAAUGUACUGGGUAUGGGACUGCAGGGAAGUUAGAAAACAUCACAGUUAUUGCAGUAAGUGGUACAUCGGCGCCCAGUCAAUCUGAAAGUGAACCAUCAACAAUGGAUAUACAUACAAAACCCAAUGCUGUGGUUCUGGAAAGCGAUGAUGAUUUUAUCACAACUGAUACAAUAGCAGUUACAUGGAGUAAACCCUUAGGUGAAGUUAGUAGCUAUACUGUGGAAUGUUCAAAUAAUGGAACUGGAGGUUAUGAAAAAAUAUAUGGUGAAACUGAGAAGUACCGUGGUAUAUGUAGUGGAUAUGGUCUGGCUGGAAAUCUGGAAACUAUUACAGUAACUGCUGUCAGUGGUAACAUAUCAACAACUGGUACAGAAAGUGACCCAACAUCAAUCAGUCUGAAUACAAACACAACAACAUAUGUUGAAGUAUCAACAUAUAUAUAUACCAAUACAGUGGAUCCAACAACAGAAGAUACAACUGGAGGUGCAACAAUAAUUCUAGACACAACAGUGGAUGUGACAACAGAAGGUGAAGAUGCAACAACUGGUGAUAUUGUGACAACUGGAGGUGAGGAGGCAACAACAGAAAGUGUCAUGGAAACAUCAGAAAACAUUGAAUUAAUGACAACAGUCUUUGAUACAACAAUGUUUGCAAACACAGAAAGUGAGGAUACAACAACAGAAAGUGUUAUUGAAAGAACUGAAGGUGGGGAUGCAACAAAUGAAAGUGCAGAAACAACAGAUGUAAUUGGAUUACCAACAACAGCCAUAAAUACACCAAUGUUUGCAACAACAGAAGCUGAGGGCGCAUCAACGGUAAAUGUUGUGGAAUCAACAGAUGUAAUUGAAUUAACAACAUUACUCAUAGAUAAAACAGAAUUUGCAACAACAGAGAGUGCUGUGGCAACAACCGAGGAUAAGGAUGACAUAACAGGAAGUGUUAUGGAAACAACAGAUGAAAUUGGAUUAACAACAUCAGCCAGAAGUGAGACUACAACAACAGAACGUGUUAUUCAAACAACUGAAGUUGAGGAUGCAACAACAGAAACUGGUGGCGUAUCAACUGAUGCAGUUAAAUUAACAACAAUCAUAGCGACAACCGUGUAUGCGUCAACAGAAGCUGAUCAUGCAACAACAGAAGGCGUUAGAACAACUGAAGAUGAUGUUGCAACAACAUCGGAUUCCAUUACAAUAGCAACAACUCUCAUAGAUGCAACUGUAUAUGUGACAACAGAAAGUGAGGAUGGCACAACAGUCAUGGAUACAACUGUGGGUGUGACAACAACAAGUGAAUAUGUAACAACAGAAGGUAUUGAUAGAACAUCAGAAGGCGCCGAAGGCACAGCAACAGACAUGGAUACAACUGUUGGUGCGACAACAACAAGUGAAUAUGCAACAACAGAAGGUUUUGAUACCACAUCAGAAGGUGUUGAAGGUACAACAACAGUCAUGGAUACAACUGUGGGUGCGACAACAACAAGUGAAUAUGCAACAACAGAAGGUUUUGAUACCACAUCAGAAAGCGCUGAAGGCAUAACAACAGUCAUGGAUACAACUGUGGGUGCGACAACAACAAGUGAAUAUGCAACAACAGAAGGUAUUGAUAGAACAUCAGAAGGCGCCGAAGGCACAGCAACAGACAUAGAUACAACUAUUGGUGCGACAACAACAAGUGAAUAUGCAACAACAGAAGGUUUUGAUACCACAUCAGAAAGCGCUGAAGGCACAACAACAGUCAAAGAUACAACUGUGGGUGCGACAACAACAAGUGAAUAUGCAACAACAGAAGAUUUUGUUACCACAUCAGAAAGCGCUGAAGGUACAACAACAGUCAUGGAUACAACUGUGGGUGCGACAACAACAAGUGAAUAUGCAACAACAGAAGGUAUUGAUAGAACAUCAGAAGGCGCUGAAGGCACAGCAACAGACAUGGAUACAACUGUUGGUGCGAAAACAACAAGUGAAUAUGCAACCACAGAAGGUUUUGAUACCACAUCAGAAGGUGCUGAAGGUACAACAACAGUCAUGGAUACAACCGUGGGUGCGACAACAACAAGUGAAUAUGCAACAACAGAAGGUUUUGAUACCACAUCAGAAGGUGCUGAAGGUACAACAACAGUCAUGGAUACAACUGUGGGUGCGACAACAACAAGUGAAUAUGCAACAACAGAAGGUUUGGAUACCACAUCAGAAGGUGCUGAAGGUACAACAACAGUCAUGGAUACAACUGUGGGUGCGACAACAACAAGUGAAUAUGCAACAACAGAAGGUCUUGAUACCACAUCAGAAGGUGCUGAAGGUACAACAACAGUCAUGGAUACAACUGUGGGUGCGACAACAACAAGUGAAUAUGCAACAACAGAAGGUCUUGAUACCACAUCAGAAGGUGCUGAAGGUACAACAACAGUCAUGGAUACAACUGUGGGUGCGACAACAACAAGUGAAUAUGCAACAACAGAAGGUGUUGAUAGAACAUCAGAUAGCGUUGAAGGUACAACAACAGUCAUGGAUACAACUGUGGGUGUGACAACUACAGUUAAAGACAUAACAACUACAAUAGGUCAUAUAUUAACCACAACAAUUGAAGGAACAUCAUCUGCUGAAUCAACCACUCCUAAACAUAUAACAACUGCUAAACAUACAACCACGGAAAGUGUUCAAACCACUUCAAAAGUCCCUGUUAUUACAACAACAACAAAAACAACAACAUCUACAACAACAACAUCAAAUACACAAAGCUCAGUGUCAUCGACAUAUAUAUCAGUGAUAAAAGCUUGUAAAAGUUGGCCCUGUCUAAAUGGUGCUACUUGUCGUGAUCAGAGUCCAGGACAUUAUACCUGUGAUUGCUUACCAGGAUACACGGGGGAUCUCUGUCAAGAUUUAGACAUGUGUUUACAAGAGAGGAACGACUGUUCUCAGAUUUGCGUUGAUUUACCAGGCAGAUUUCAAUGUCUGUGCAGACAGGGCUAUUUUUUAGAAGAUGAUUAUAUUACAUGUACAGGUACAUAUAGUUUAACUUCAUUUUCACAUGUAAUACCAUUACUCUUUAUUUAUGGUUUUUAUAUUGAUAUGUUGAUGACGUCAUAUUUAAACCAACAGAUAUUAAUGAAUGUGAAAGCAACCCAUGCAUCCAUGGAACCUGUAAUGAUGAGAUUAAUGGGUUUACAUGUACAUGUUACCCUGGCUACACUGGAACUAUAUGUGGUGACGAAAGAAAAGAAUGUGCAAAGUUAUCCCUGUUACUAUGGUGACUGUACUGACUUAGUGAAUGCCUACCAAUGCACGUGCUGGCCCGGUUUUGAAUCUGCAGAAGAGAACUGUUUAAGAGACAUUAAUGAAUGUGACAAAGGUUUGGAUAAUUGUCAUAUCUAUGCUAAUUGUACAAAUACUGUGGGAAGUUUUACUUGUCAAUGUCAUGAUGGAUAUUAUAAAGAUGGCAAUGAAUGUAAAGAUAUAAACGAAUGUGACGAGGAACCUUGCAGCCAUACCUGUACUAACCUAUCCCCUCAAGAGAAUAGUAAAGGAUUUCUGUGUUCAUGUCCAAUAGGAUGGCGAUUACAAACGAAUGAUGUAAACUGUACAGACAUUGAUGAAUGUGACGAAGGUUUGGAUAAUUGCCAUAUCUAUGCUAAUUGUACAAAUACUGUGGGAAGUUUUACUUGUCAAUGUCAUGAUGGAUAUUAUAAAGAUGGUAAUGAAUGUAAAGAUAUUGAUGAAUGCAGAAUACCUGAUAGAGCUGGUUGUCACGAAGAUGCGACAUGUUUGAAUAGUCAAGGUAGUUUCCUGUGUCAGUGUAAUGCAGGCUAUGGAGGCAAUGGUACACACUGUACUGACAUCAACGAAUGUGACAUGAACAUAUGUGAACACAAAUGUGAGAAUUUUGAUGGUACAUAUGUAUGUUCAUGUCAGACUGGGUUUGUGCUGCUUGCAGAUGGUAUUCACUGUAACGCAUCCAAUGAGUGUUUGUUUCAAACCGAUAACUGUUCACAAAUAUGCAUAGACCUCGAGCAAACUGUUGAGAAUCCAGAGCCAUACAUGUGUCAAUGUGAAGAAGGUUUUUAUCUUGAUGUUGAUAGCAUAACCUGUAUAGAUAUGAACGAAUGUGACAAAGAAACAGAUAAUAAUUGUCAUAAGCAACAUGGUGAAUGCGUCAAUACUGAUGGUUCAUAUUUAUGUAUAUGUAUCAAAGGAUAUACUGGAGAUGGCUUCAAUUGCUUUGAUAUUAAUGAGUGUGAACUACCCGAUGACCAUGAUAACGCUGACAAUUGUGAUACAAAUGCAGAUUGCAUCAAUACAAUGGGAAACUUUACAUGUGAAUGCCAUACUGGUUAUCAACUUAAUGGCACUACAUGUGAUGAUGACAAUGAAUGUGAUGCUAACGACACAUGCUUGGAUAUUAAUGAAGCAAUAUGCGUCAAUCUUCCUGGAACAUAUAGUUGUGGUUGUGACAAUGGUUACCGUGGUGAUGGGAUAAAUUACUGUGAUGACAUCGAUGAAUGUAGGGAAACGCCAGACAUAUGUCACAUAGAUGCCAUAUGUAACAAUACAGCAGGGUCCUAUUAUUGUGAAUGCAAGAAUGGUUUCCAUGUUAAUGGAACAGAAUGUCAAGAUGAUGAUGAGUGUGCCGGUACUUUACACGGCUGUGCUGUGAAUGCUACCUGUAAAAAUACCCAUGGAUCUUAUGGUUGCCAGUGCUUGCAGGGAUUUACUGGUGAUGGGAAAGAUUGUACAGAUAUAGAUGAAUGCGCACAAAACUUAGAUGAGUGUGCUGAAGAGGCCAAUUGUUUAAACACUAUAGGAUCAGUUGACUGUCAUUGUUUUAAAGGAUAUGAAGGAAAUGGCACUGUGUGUAUUGAUGUUGAUGAAUGCUUACAAGGUGCAAACAACACAUGUGUUCAUGUUCAUGCUACAUGUGACAAUCUUCCUGGGACAUAUACUUGUGGUUGUAAAACUGGGUACGAGGGUAAUGGAAUGACACACUGUAAAGACACCAAUGAAUGUGAUGAAGGUCUAUACACAUGUCAUGCAGAUGCAAUUUGUGUAAAUACAGAAGGAUCCUAUGAAUGUCAUUGUAAUGAAGGUUUUUAUAAAAAUGGAACACAAUGUGAAGAUACCAAUGAAUGUGAACAAGGACAUUCAUGUAAUACUCCCACUGAAUUAUGUAUCAACAUAAGGGGCAGUUAUGAAUGUACCUGUAAUAUUUUUAAAGGAUACGAUGUAAGAAAUGGAGAAUGUGUUCCAAUUUCGUGUGAGAACAAUAAUUGUGCAAGUAAUGCUACAUGUACACCUGAUGGAAAAAAAUAUAUUUGCUCUUGCAUUGAUGGUUUUAUUGAUGAGUCACCAGAUUUGAUCGGCAGUCCUGGAAGGGUAUGCACAGAACAAUGUGACGACAGUUUGUGUCACAAAGGCAUGUGUAUUGGAACUGUGAAUAACUUUACCUGUAUUUGUGGUGAUCAGUAUAAAGGAGAAUUCUGUGAAACAAAAAGAGAAGAUGGUGUACCAGAUGAUGCAGCAUUGACAGCAUUACAAAUAGUUGGUACUGCAGUUGGAACAACAGCCGGAGUGAUUAGCAUUGCUCUUGUAAUCUUCUGUGUGCAAUACUGUAGAAUGAAACGCAAGAAAUCUUUGAAAGAAGUCAAUUAUUUGACGUCACCAUGGAAAGAAACAGGAAACGAUGAUGAUGUGUCAAAUGAUUGGUACUGGCAUGAUGGCUAUGAAUCAUAUGAUUCUGACAGUGUUAUCAGCUCAGAUAAAGACUUUGAUCAAGGUCGUUCUGAUAGAUUGUUGACAGCAUUGACAAUGGUCCCUUAUGAGCGAUACAUGGAUGGACGUGGUACAUCUGAAACAUCAUAUUCUACUCAACAAAGUGGUGGAUUUCUUCGCCCAUACGUGGUGGAUGGUACAGAGCUAUCAAGAGACCCCAUGUCCUUAUCACAUGUUACUAGUAUGCCACCGUUACCCAGUGCUGGUAAUUAUAGAAUACCAAGAGCUCAUGUUAAAAAGCCUACGCAUUAA
Molecule: messenger RNA, 8801 nt
Organism: Saccoglossus kowalevskii
Lineage: Eukaryota; Metazoa; Hemichordata; Enteropneusta; Harrimaniidae
Biological process (GO): cell-matrix adhesion
Molecular function (GO): calcium ion binding
Source: RefSeq, a predicted model, not a curated record